Molecule: messenger RNA, 1774 nt
Organism: Homarus americanus (American lobster)
Lineage: Eukaryota; Metazoa; Arthropoda; Malacostraca; Decapoda; Nephropidae
Gene: Adsl
Product: adenylosuccinate lyase-like
Biological process (GO): 'de novo' AMP biosynthetic process
Cellular component (GO): cytosol
Molecular function (GO): (S)-2-(5-amino-1-(5-phospho-D-ribosyl)imidazole-4-carboxamido) succinate lyase (fumarate-forming) activity; N6-(1,2-dicarboxyethyl)AMP AMP-lyase (fumarate-forming) activity
Source: RefSeq, a predicted model, not a curated record
GUGAGGUGAACAUUCCUGUGUGUGUGUCAUCAGAGGAGGGAACAGCUCUCACUGUCAGCAGAGGAGGGAAGAAGCUCUCACUGUCAGGAGGAUGGCGUCAGGAGGCAGCAGUCAGGACCACUACAACAGUCCUCUCACCACCAGAUACGCCUCACAACAAAUGUCUUAUAACUUCAGUGAUAACAAGAAGUUUAUAACAUGGCGCAGGUUGUGGGCCAUGUUAGCCAAGGCUCAGAAGGAGUUGGGUCUACCAAUCACAGACGACCAGAUCAAGGAGAUGGACGCCAACGUAGAGAAUAUAGACUACGAGCGUACCGCUAAGGAGGAGCGAGACGCGCACCACGUCAUGGCACACGCCCGGACCUUUGGCGCGGUGUCCAACAGCGCACCGAUCAUUCACCUGGGGCCAGCGCUGUGUUAUGUCGGGGAUAACACCGACCUGAUAGUACUCCGUGAUGGGUUCGACAUCUUGUUACCCAAAGUGGCUCGUUGUCUCCACCGCCUGGCCAAGUUCUCCCUGGAGCAGAAGGACCAACCCACACUGGGCUUCACUCACCUGCAGCCAGCACAGCUUACCACAGUGGGUAAGAGGGCCAGUCUGUGGCUGCAGGAGCUGCUGAUGGAUGAGCGAGCCUUGCAGGACCCUGCACGCAUCCUACGCUUCAGAGGAGUGAAGGGGACCACUGGCACCCAGGCCUCCUUCCUGCAGCUGUUUGAAGGUGAUCACGAGAAGGUCAAGAGGCUGGACUCCCUGGUGACAAAGAUGGCCGGCUUUGACAAGUCGUACCCAGUGUGUGGUCAGACCUACAGCCGCAAGGUGGACGUAGAAUGUCUUAAUGUGUUGGGUUCACUUGGUGCAACAGCUCAUAAGAUUUGCACUGACAUACGACUCUUGGCCAGUAUGAAGGAACUGGAGGAACCCUUUGAAACGAGUCAGAUUGGGUCAAGUGCCAUGCCUUACAAGCGCAACCCGAUGCGCAGUGAGCGGUGUUGCUCCUUGGCACGCUUCCUCAUGGCUCUACCGGCCAACGCCCUCAACACCUCGGCGACCCAGUGGAUGGAACGCACUCUAGACGAUAGUGCUAACAGACGCAUAAGCCUGGCAGAAUCGUUCCUGGUGGCAGACAGUGUCCUCACCACCCUGCAGAACAUUAUGGAAGGUCUCGUCGUCUACCCCAGAGUGAUCAGUCGACACAUCGCUCAGGAGCUUCCGUUCAUGGCCUCGGAGAACGUCAUCAUGGCUAUGGUCAAGGCUGGGGGUAAUCGACAGGAGUGCCACGAGGAGAUCCGGGUCCUGAGUCAGGCGGCAGGGAACAACGUCAAGCAGGAGGGCGGUGAAAACGACCUGGUAGAGAGGAUCAAGGCCGCCCCUUACUUCACUCCCAUACACGACCACAUUGAUGACCUCCUCGACCCAGCCACCUUUAUUGGACGAGCUCCCCAGCAGGUGGAGGAGUUUAUCAAGGAGGAAGUCGAACCUGUAUUGAAGAAGUAUGAGGGACAACUGGGUGGUACUGUGUCUCUCUCCAUUUAGAUUAUGUUGUUAAUACUACCACACAGUGUACUGUACUGUACUGGUAGGUUGCGUAAUACAGUAUGCUGGUAUAUUGUGUAAUACAGUAUACAGGUAGAUUGAGUAAUGCAGUAUACAGUACUGUACUGUACUGGUAGGUUGCGUAAUACAGUAUGCUGGUAUAUUGUGUAAUACAGUAUACAGGUAGAUUGAGUAAUGCAGUAUACAGUACUGUACUGUACUGGUAGGUUGCGUAAUAAA